AUGGCCCUCUCCAUCAAGCACCAGCUCCAGCGCUGGACCGUCCAACAACUGCACAGAAUUGGCUUCACGAAAGUGACUCUGUCCACUCCACUGCCAACCCGUGGGGACGGGUCGACAUUUGAUAUGGACGACGACGACUAUGAUGCGCGCUCUGCCCAACUUAGGGAGCAUCAUGGUCAUCCACGCACGCAUUCUCACGCCGAGAUAUAUGAAGGGUCAACGGCGUGUGAUCAUACUACGGACACUUCUUUCUCGACGGCUACUCGUCGGCGAGGGAUAAGGGUGUUCCGGUUUCUACGUAUUCGGGGUUCGAGAGGGAUCAAGGUUGGGGAAGACGAGCAGACUGGGUGA
Blastomyces dermatitidis ER-3 is the source of this 351-nucleotide messenger RNA. RefSeq lists its product as uncharacterized. The transcript has 2 exons. Bases 1 to 351 code for a protein of 116 amino acids. The record is from RefSeq and is a predicted model, not a curated record. Lineage: Eukaryota; Fungi; Ascomycota; Eurotiomycetes; Onygenales; Ajellomycetaceae.